Messenger RNA from Lepisosteus oculatus (spotted gar), 2498 nucleotides. RefSeq names its product histamine N-methyltransferase (gene hnmt). NCBI's taxonomy places the organism in Eukaryota, Metazoa, Chordata, Actinopteri, Semionotiformes, Lepisosteidae. Gene Ontology annotation, molecular function: N-methyltransferase activity. The record is from RefSeq and is a predicted model, not a curated record.
UGAAGUCUCAUUUAUUGAAGCUUUCAUAAAAAUAAAGCCCAGCUUUUUCCAAAACAAGAAACAUUCUAGUUUAAACCAAAUAUUCGCUGAACACCUUAAAACCAGCCCCCAUUUCUUUUUUAAAAAGACCUUCAGCUUGUAUAAGAACUGUUGCAGCAGUGAUGUUUCAUGGAUGUGGAAGUGUUGUGCUCCUUCUUUACCUUCCCCCUUUCUGAAAAUGCUUAAAGGGAUUAUUAAUGCAAAUCUGCACUCCUCUGUUUAGGGGAUGAUGUGUUUCCACAGCAAAAUGUCAUUUCAGCCCUCUCCUUGUGUGUGUACAUCAAGUCACAGCUGCCUACCUGUUACUGUGUAAUAUUUGGGUCAUUGUCUCUAGCUGUUUACUGUGUGUACCUGCUAAAGUAACAAAUGUCUAACCUGCUCCCAGUUCUUGUUGCGCCACUGGUUUACUAGGAUGUUGAAAGGAAAGUUAAUUCUCUGCUUCAUAACAGCUGAACAGUCACUGUAGAUUCUCUCACCAAGCUGCAGGUGCUGCUGAGGAGUUCCUGGGUGUGAGCAUUUGCUCGGGAUCAUGGUUUGAGUCGUCAGGUGGAGACAAGUCUUCUGGAAGCGCAGGGUUAUGGGAGCAUAGAACAAGCUACUCAGCCAUAUUUUUGAAGCCCAUAUUACAAGCCUUUCCAGAAAUGGCUGAGAUCCACAGAUUAAUUAGCUACUGAUGACUAAAUGGCUUAGAUUGUUUUAAUGGCCUUCUCUUGAUUGUAACUGUUGUGUUCUUUUGAUCCAGCACUGCUGUAAUAAGGCCUGUGUGACUGGAGAGCUGCCCAGUCAUCUAGGAAUGGAAAAGCAGUGGAACACUGCCUGUCCAGUUUAACAGGAUUGAUCAGGAGCUGUCAGUAGUCGAUCAGAGGAUUUAAAACCUGUCUGAGAAAAUUUUCAAAAGUGCCUGCUGGGUCUGGUCCUCAGCAUAGCACUCUUAAACACAGUCUACCCAAUGAAUUGGUCUUCAGCUCCUAAGAUGCUACAGAUUUCAUGUUACCUGUAAAUGCACAUUUCUACUUGACUUUUUAAUUACAAAACUUUAAUGUUAAUUAGUGAUUGGUAAAAACAAAAAAGCAAUAUACUUGUAAUCUUAUACUGUGCAACACUUUAAAGAAUUUAGCAAUCCCUUUAUACCAUAGCAAGGACGGACCUUAUUAAAAGGUAAAGUAAAAUUAAACAUUAAAAAAUGUUGGAAUGCAGUACAAAAGCCACUUUUAUCAGCAUUUCAUUCAUUUACAGAAGGUCUUGACAUAAACUGAAGUUCACCGGUGUAAAGUACAAAACGUUGUGUAAUGCAAACUGAAUGGUGGCCUGAUGUUAGGACUCAGUUAUGAAGCACUGAAUUAGCAGCAGCAGCAUUCAUUCUGAAUAUUGCCCUGCAGCACACUAUAGCCACAAGAGUUGGAGAUGGAAAGUCCAGCCUGGAUGUCAUGGGCAUUGGCAGUGGAGGAGGUGAAAUUGAUCUGCAGAUACUCUCCCAGAUGCGUCUGAAACACCCUGGAGUUUUGAUUAAUAACGAAGUAGUGGAACCGAGUGGCGGCAUGAUCCACAACUACAAAGUUUUAGUGUCCAAGACUCCUAACCUCGAGAACAUCAACUUUACCUGGAGGAAGAUGACAUCGUCCGAAUAUGAAGAUCACCGGGAAGAGAACAAUGUCGACACAAAGAUGGACUUCAUUCACAUGAUUCAGAUGCUGUAUUACGUGUCUGAUCCUGGCGCAACGGUCAAGUUUUUCCGAAGUCUCCUGAAGCCGAAUGGAAAACUCCUUAUCAUCCUAGUGUCUGGUGCAAGUGGAUGGAGUGAGCUCUGGAAGAGAUACAGGAAGGAGCUGUGCAAGUCUGAAAUAAGCCAGUACAUCUCCACUGGGGACAUCAAGGACUAUCUGGAUGCAGAGGGUAUAAAAUACCAAAGUUAUGAACUUGCCUCCAGCAUGGACAUAACAGAGUGCUUUACUGAGGGAGAUGAGAAAGGAGAGCUCUUGCUUGAUUUUCUCACAGAAGUGCUUAACUUCAAUAAAACAGCCUCGCCGGAUCUUAAAGCUGGAGUGAUGGCAUUACUCCGUGACCCUGUGUGCAGCACGGAGAUAGACGGAAGGAUUAUUUUCAACAAUAACCUGGGUGCAAUAGUGGUUGAACCAUGACCACAAAUGGAGCAAUUGUGUUUAUGCUUAACCUCAAAAUAUCCUUUCCUUGAACUAUGUUAUCAAUGUUUCAUCAGUAAUUAACCAAAAGACAAACACUGAUUUUAGUGAGGCACUUAAACAGGAAAGGGUUGAAAUAGUCAUAAAAAGUGAUUUUAACAUGAUUAAUGUUUAUUUUUCACGCAGACAAUGUUGUAAAAAAUGGUGAAAAGGUAGGACAAAGUGGACAUACAGUAUUAUGCAAAUUCUGUGUUUUUGGUUCAUAGGUGUCAUGUAAAGAUGAAAUGAUACCCAAUAAAGUAAUAUUCUGAUAUGCUGCAA